AUGCCCGUUACCCGUCCGGCGCGUGCAACACGCCUCGUUUCGAACGAGAACGAUGAGAACAGCGGAACCACGCGCAUGACGCGUGCCAAAGCAGCUGCACUAAGCGUUGACGAGCUCGCUGUCCCAGGAAAGGCUCUCGCCACGAAGAAGUCUGCAACCAACGCGAUCCCGGCAGCUCAACGAACCAAACGCGCCGCCCUCGGCGACGUCAGCAAUGUUAACAAGCCAGAGGCUGGCGCAGGCAAGAAGCCUACCGGCAAGGUUGGCCUCGUCUCCAAGGCUGAGAAGCCUACUGGAAUCACCAAGAAGUCUACCAGCACCACCAGAUCUGUGGCACCCAGAGAGAAGAAGGACAAGGCACCCGGCUCAGGAUCCGGCGCGAUCUCGAAGAGAAAGGUCACGACCAAGGUCAUCAAGGAGGAGAAGGAGAUCUCUCUGGACGACAGCGAACCUAUGCGCAAGAAGCCAGCUACCGAGAGCCGAACCAAGUCCGACCAGGAGAACGUCAAGAGCCAGACUCCAGUCGAGUCUGAGCCCGUCAAUGCCAACAAGCCCUUCGUCUACCCCAAGAAUGUUACCAACCUGGACGAGGAGGACCUGGAUGACCCGUUGAUGGUGGCCGAGUAUGCCAAUGAGAUCUUUGAAUAUCUCAAGGAUUUGGAGUGCAACUCCAUUCCCAACCCCAACUACAUGGAGCACCAAGACGACUUGGAGUGGAAGACGCGUGGAAUUCUAGUCGACUGGUUGAUUGAGGUGCACACGCGCUUCCACCUCCUCCCUGAGACUCUUUUCCUGGCCAUCAACAUCAUUGACCGCUUCCUCUCGGAAAAGGUCGUGCAGCUCGACCGCCUGCAGCUUGUUGGCAUCACCGCUAUGUUCAUCGCCUCCAAGUACGAGGAAGUUUUGUCGCCUCACGUCGCCAACUUUCGCCAUGUUGCCGAUGAUGGAUUUAGCGAGGCUGAGAUCCUCAGCGCGGAGCGAUUCGUUCUUGGAACCCUGAACUAUGAUCUGAGCUACCCCAACCCUAUGAACUUCCUGCGUCGCAUCAGCAAGGCCGACAACUACGACAUUCAGUGCCGUACCAUCGGCAAGUACCUAAUGGAGAUCAGCCUCCUCGACCACCGUUUCAUGGCAUACCGUCCCAGUCAUGUCGCGGCCGGUGCUAUGUACCUGGCCCGCCUCAUCCUGGACCGUGGUGACUGGGAUGACACCAUCGCAUUCUAUGCUGGCUACAACGAAGAGGAGAUUGAGCCCGUCGUUCGCCUCAUGGUGGACUAUCUUGCCCGCCCGGUCGUCCACGAGGCCUUCUUCAAGAAGUAUGCGAGCAAGAAAUUCCUCAAGGCCUCCAUCCUCACCCGCCAAUGGGCGAAGAAGAGUGCUCCUCACUUCGGCAUUGUCGAUGUUCAUCUGUCCCUGGACCAGAUCUCAAACAAAGAAGACGAGCACUAUCCUGAGGAAGAGGAGGAGGAGGAGGCCAACUAUUAG
This is a messenger RNA of Colletotrichum abscissum, 1485 nucleotides long. Its product is annotated as cyclin. NCBI's taxonomy places the organism in Eukaryota, Fungi, Ascomycota, Sordariomycetes, Glomerellales, Glomerellaceae. Gene Ontology annotation, molecular function: cyclin-dependent protein serine/threonine kinase regulator activity. The transcript is spliced from 4 exons. Gene Ontology annotation, cellular component: cyclin-dependent protein kinase holoenzyme complex; cytoplasm; nucleus. Bases 1 to 1485 code for a protein of 494 amino acids. Gene Ontology annotation, biological process: regulation of cyclin-dependent protein serine/threonine kinase activity; mitotic cell cycle phase transition. The record is from RefSeq and is a predicted model, not a curated record.